AUGACAGCUUGGGAUUCAGAAAAAAUAAUUAACGCUCUUAAAACACAUGAUCUUUUGCCAGAUGAUAUACAUUAUGUUAUUUCAACUCAUGGUCACUCUGACCAUAUUGGAAACAAUAACUUGUUUCUCAGAGCAAAACAUAUAGUUGGUUUUAGUGUAUCAUUUAAGGAUACAUAUUAUUCAUUUCCUUUUGAAAAAGAAGAGGAAUAUAUUAUAAAUGAUACAGUAAAAGUGAUUCCAACUCCAGGUCAUACAUUAACAGAUGUUACUGUUCUUGUUACAUCAACACAAAAAGAAUUAAUUGCAUUAACAGGUGAUUUGUUUGAAAAAUAUGAAGAUAUUGAGAAUUCCAACAUUUGGUUAGAAGCCGGAAGUGAGGAUAAAGCUCAACAAGUAAAAAAUCGACUAAAGGUUGCUAAUAUAGCUGAUUGGAUUGUCCCUGGACACGGUGCUAAAUUUAGGGUUACUAGGGAAAUAAGACAUACUCUUAUGAAACAAAUCUGU
This is a messenger RNA of Iphiclides podalirius (scarce swallowtail), 504 nucleotides long. The record is from the annotation of a GenBank genome assembly. Lineage: Eukaryota; Metazoa; Arthropoda; Insecta; Lepidoptera; Papilionidae.